Messenger RNA from Solea solea (common sole), 1669 nucleotides. RefSeq names its product chemokine (C-C motif) ligand 44 (gene ccl44). Bases 98 to 478 code for a protein of 126 amino acids. Lineage: Eukaryota; Metazoa; Chordata; Actinopteri; Pleuronectiformes; Soleidae. Gene Ontology annotation, biological process: lymphocyte chemotaxis; inflammatory response; monocyte chemotaxis. Gene Ontology annotation, molecular function: CCR chemokine receptor binding; chemokine activity. Gene Ontology annotation, cellular component: extracellular region. The record is from RefSeq and is a predicted model, not a curated record. The transcript has 5 exons.
UAUAAAGAGAGGGAGGGAGUCAUAUAAGAGAGGCAGCCAUAGAGGGAGAGGUGACAGAGUAGAUUAUCCUCCUCUCCUCCUCUCUGCCAGCCUCAUCAUGGUCAUGCUGCAGAUGUUGACUGUUAUCUCUCUGACUGUUAUCCUUCUGGCAUCUGUGGACGGUAAAGGUGUACAGAUGCAGAGAGAUGUCCAGUGCUGCAUGUUGUACUCCCAGGGCAAGGUGCGUACCAAAGAUGUGUUGCGGUUUGAGGUGCAGACAGAGGGGCCAGACUGCAGUAUACAAGCCAUCAUUCUUUACACGAAGAAGGCGGUGAAAUGUGCAGACCCCAGAGACCGGAAGGUGAAGCGGUUGCUGAGAAAACUGCUGCAGAGACAGAGAACCAAGGCCCAACGAACCAUGUGGCUCCUUCCUCAUGACAACCUGCCUGUCAUGUCAGAGGACAAGAAAGACAACGGGGCGAUUCUCUAUGUGCAGUGAAGUGGAGGAAAACUCAUAGUCAUAAGCCAAGUAAACAUUCAGCAGCUUGUCUUCUUAACAUGGCAACACUUGCUGCCACUCAAGUCGUCUUAUUUCUUUGUCUACACUAUCUGUCUCCCUGGGACCAGACGUGUGUCUCCCUGGGACCAGACCUGUGCAGCAAUACAUAUUUAAAUGGCUUUAGAUAUUUAAAUAUGAACUGUGCUUGGAAUAUUUCCUAACAUGUGACUGGGUAAGUCUCAACAAAGGAGCAUAAGUUGUAAGAUAAGCUGAAUUUAUUAUUAUCCUUUUUUCUUUUUAAAAAAAAAAAAAAAAAAAAAAGGCUAAUACUGUUAUUUGCCUGAGUCUGCCUGGAAGUACAACAGCAUAACUACUUGUGGCUGAUGUGAAACCAGUAAGAAAUUGUUGUAAUUAAAUAAACAAUACAUGAGUAGUGAUAUGAAUAUUGUUUAUCAGCAAGACACUCUAUGCUUAUUUGUGACUUGUAUACGUCAUCAAUGUGCAAUGACACAGUAAAAGUAGGUAGAAUGUUGAAGACCUAAUAUUGAUUUGCACCUCUUCUUAUACAAUCUGGGUCUUAGUAUAUUCUGUAUCUGACUGUUAGACAUUUACACUCUCUGUCACAUCAAGAGCCAUGUAGUCUACACCGGUUCCUGCUGGCAAGUUCCACUGCAUGUAAAAAACGUAAACAAAUCAAUCCAACCCAGAACAACUUUCUUAUGCAGUCCAAUAUGAUAGUACAAAAUCAUACGUGCGUCGGAAGAUGCCAGCAGCAACCAGUGCACAGUGUGUGUCCCUUUUUUUGAAAGGUUACUAGAAUGUGAAACAACUGAUCAACGUGAGCUACGUCACCGUGUCUUAAAGGAGCUCGAAACACAAAACAAUAACAAAAAUGGCUCUUACAAUCCAAACGAUCCAUUUUGUACAGUGACUGUUAACCGUAAAGCCCUCUGACGUCCACCACUUACUACAAUAUCUCUGUCUUUUCCAACAGUAGUCUGUCACUAAACUAUGCCAAAGUAUCCAUCAUUCACUUCUAUACGUGGCAAGGCUGUUAAACUUAGAGGGCUCCGCUGUGUGUGUGUAACACACAAGUAUUGUAUUGUAUUGUACUGUAGAAGAAUGCACUGUAUGUAUGUUCAAACACAGUAUCUCAAGUGAGCUAUUUUAUAAAUUAAUCUGAAAUCAUAA